AUGGCUAAACUCCAAGAACAUAACAACCUUCUCUCGUCCAAAGUAGAUGAAACCCAGCAGUUGCUCAAUCAGCAACAUAUGCAAAAUAUCCAAACCACUCAAUCUUCCCAGAGCCUGCAGACUCCCAGUCGUAAGAAGAAGGGUAAGAAGGUAGCAAAGGCAAUGCUCACUCCCUCCAAGCAGUUAGUAGUUCCGGCACCUAGGAAUCAACCACACUCACCGAAAAAGGUUUACUCCGAUUGUCGCCGUCGGCUUAAUGACAAGGAGGUUGAAAGGCAGAGGUCUCCAAUCAGGAUCAAUGCAAGGUUGAGAGACUCACGGAUUAGGGUUCUGGGAAGCAUGUCACCCAUUCGGAAGGUACGGGGUUUGGAAUCGGAAGUAGAAUCCGACGACGAGUACGUCCCUUCCAAAACCACAAAAUCAACCUACUGUUUGGCAACUCCCACUCUAAGGCAAGGCCUUCAAGUCCACGGAGAACUUCUGAAGACUAUGGUUCUGAGGAGGUUCCAAGCCAAGACCCCGCUAUUCAUCUACUCUUCCAGAGGAUUCAGAAGAUGA
This is a messenger RNA of Prunus armeniaca (apricot), 558 nucleotides long. The record is from the annotation of a GenBank genome assembly. Lineage: Eukaryota; Viridiplantae; Streptophyta; Magnoliopsida; Rosales; Rosaceae.